Molecule: messenger RNA, 882 nt
Organism: Penicillium daleae
Lineage: Eukaryota; Fungi; Ascomycota; Eurotiomycetes; Eurotiales; Aspergillaceae
Exons: 3
Coding region: 1-882 (293 amino acids)
Biological process (GO): protein phosphorylation
Molecular function (GO): ATP binding; protein kinase activity
Source: RefSeq, a predicted model, not a curated record
AUGGCGUUAAGAAAUAUCACCAAAGAAAAUUUUGUGUUCGAUUUUGACAAUAUACUGCAGACAUUUAAUCCCGAGAAGAAAUGGAAUUUAUCAGAAGCGCAUCCUAGCAUGAAUAAUGACUUGCGUCUCUCUGCCAAACGACAAACACUAGCUAUCCGGUCAAGAAAAAUCAUCAAAGGGGAUCGAAGAUCUUUGGGUCUUCCGCAGAUCUGCGAGUCUCCAACUAACUCCACAGACAUGAUAGUAAGGCAAGAAUCUCCUUGGGACACUUACCGUCGCAUUGGUGUUCUUGAAAUUGGGGGACAAGUCAUUAUUGCGGUGGAUCUUUCUCGUUCUUCUCGAAUGAGGACAUUCCGUGAAUAUGCAAGGGCGGAUACCGAACAACUGCUACAUUAUUUUCGCAACUCCGACAAUCCGAAUAUUCUUUGCGCUCAAGAGUGUUAUCUUGAUCAAUCAUCGAUGUAUGCUCUUGUUGAUCAUCUCCCAUUGACAUUAAACGAUCUUGUUCGCUGUCGAAGUCUCUACCCUACUGAGGCAGAGCUAGCCUCAAUUAUAUCACAGCUCCUAAAUGGGCUUUGCUAUCUUAAAGCCAUCGGUUUAACUCACCGCUUUCUUACGUGUGGAGAAAUACUUCUCGGGUAUGAUGGAACUAUUAAAGUUGGUUGUCCGGAACUAUGCGAGGCAUGUGACCCUCGCCAAUCAGAUCUUACUUACUCCAAUCUAUUGCCAUCGAUUGUGAUGUGUCUGAUGCAGAAAUAUGAAAAGAAAAAUGGAACAAUAGGGGUCGAUGAUGUGGAACUUUGGCCGGUUGGCUCCAAUGCAUUUGAAUUCUUGUCUGCUGCAUCCUCGACUAUCUCGGUGGAUGAAUUAAAAAUCGUAUAG